Messenger RNA from Mercenaria mercenaria, 606 nucleotides. RefSeq names its product tartrate-resistant acid phosphatase type 5-like. Bases 1 to 606 code for a protein of 201 amino acids. Gene Ontology annotation, biological process: bone resorption. The transcript is spliced from 3 exons. NCBI's taxonomy places the organism in Eukaryota, Metazoa, Mollusca, Bivalvia, Venerida, Veneridae. Gene Ontology annotation, molecular function: ferric iron binding; ferrous iron binding; acid phosphatase activity. The record is from RefSeq and is a predicted model, not a curated record.
AUGACGUCAAGGAACUUUCCAGACUUCUAUUACAAGAUAACAAAGACAUUACCUUGGAAUAAGGUAUUGGAUAUUUUGCUAAUUGACACGAUCAUACUGUGUGGGCAUGCUAAUAAAACUCCCGAAGGGAAAACUAUCUACCAUCCUGAUGAUGUUCAUGAUGCAGAGGUUCAGUGGAACUGGAUAGAACAAAAUCUUAAGGAUUCUAAGGCUGACUAUCUUCUUGUGGGUGGACACUAUCCAGUCUACUCAAUAGGGUUUCACGGACCAAUUGAAUGCCUCUAUACGAGGCUCGAACCUUUACUGUACAGGCAUAGUGCUACGGCGUAUAUGGCCGGGCACGACCACUCUUUUCAGCAUAUUCAAAUGCACAAAAAUGGGCAGAACAUGGACUAUAUUAUCAGCGGAAAAGGGUCUAAAGUUAACGAAUCACAGAGACAUGUUGAUGAUGUGCCAACCAAAUCACUGAAGUUUUUCUCCGAAGAGAAAGGCACUGGAGGAUUUGCUAUGUUUGACGUGUCCGGCGCAAGAAUGAAAAUCAAGUUUAUAGACAGUAAUGGCGUAGAAAAUUAUGUAUAUGAAAUACAGCCUCGAAAAUCAGAAUGA